AUGAAAAAUCUGGUUCGAUGGCUCUUCUCCACUACCCGCUUUACUACUUUCUAUUUUUUCUUAUGUAUUAAGUUUCCCUUAAUAUAUAAUUUGAUAUUACUUUCAAUUUUUAUAUUUUUAUUCCUUUGUCAUUUUAUAUUCUGCCUAAUACCAAUUUUCAAUCUUUUUAGUUCGUGCUUUGUCGGCUCUUCCUUUCUGAUCACUCUCCCGCCGGAGAUUCAAGACCCCCAGGCUCUAGCUCAUUUAGCAGGGCUAAACUUCUAUCUGAGUCUUUACGAGCAGGAUCCGGGAUGGGUUACGUUCAUUCAGAACGAGCUUAAUCACAAUACCCCCCUGGAAGACAUACCUGGGCGGCUUAAGCUCUUCCUAAUGGAAGAAAAACUCUCUUCUAUGCGACAAGAUGUCAUUCAGGAAUUUGUGGUGCUUUAUCAAAGAGUAGGGCCUUAUCUACCGAUCGAGCCCUACUUGGUCGAUGAAGCGCUUCGUUCCUAUCUGGACCAUAUUCAUGCAACUGAUUCUUUCACUGUUCUCCAAGCGUCUUAUCAAGAUCCGCGGGAGAAUGAGGGAGGAUCCGUUUUCUUUCGAAAUGUUGUUUCCCACAACCGGGAUCUCCUUGAGGCGGAAAGCUCCGCAAGGAGGUGCCUGGAAGUGGAACAGAGGAUCCGGUGGGAAGAAAUGCCCAAGAGCAAGGCAAGUCUCGAAAGAGCUAAGCACGAGCAUGCUCUCAACUUGUUUAAGUCGGAGGAUCUUAGAAGGGAAUUAGAAAAAAAAGAGCAGGGUAGCUCAGUAGUUCUGAUUCUUUUCUCUUCCAGCCCCCCGGCCCCUCUUUGA
Triticum aestivum (bread wheat) is the source of this 831-nucleotide messenger RNA. RefSeq lists its product as uncharacterized. The transcript has a single exon. Lineage: Eukaryota; Viridiplantae; Streptophyta; Magnoliopsida; Poales; Poaceae. Bases 1 to 831 code for a protein of 276 amino acids. The record is from RefSeq and is a predicted model, not a curated record.